Messenger RNA from Antrostomus carolinensis (chuck-will's-widow), 1203 nucleotides. Its product is annotated as urea transporter 2. Lineage: Eukaryota; Metazoa; Chordata; Aves; Caprimulgiformes; Caprimulgidae. The transcript is spliced from 8 exons. The coding region runs from base 1 to 1170 and encodes 389 amino acids. The record is from RefSeq and is a predicted model, not a curated record. Gene Ontology annotation, cellular component: membrane. Gene Ontology annotation, biological process: urea transmembrane transport. Gene Ontology annotation, molecular function: urea transmembrane transporter activity.
AUGGAAAACAGUGUUGACAUCAAGAUAGAAACCAAGGGGGAAAGAAAACCAGUAAAGCAGAACCCACUGAGCAAAGCUGGGAAGAGAAUCUGCAGAGCUGUUGGGUACAUCACUGGAGACAUGAAGGAAUUUGGAGCCUGGCUAAGAGAUAAACCUCUCAUGAUCCAGUUUAUUGACUGGGUGCUGCGGGGGAUAUCCCAAGUCAUGUUUGUCAACAAUCCCCUCAGUGGACUUAUCAUAGUUGCUGGUUUCCUGGUGCAGAACCCAUGGUGGACACUCACAGGCUGUUUAGGAACAGUUGUCUCAACUUUAACAGCACUUAUUCUGGGUCAGGACAGAUCAGCCAUAGCAGCAGGCCUGCAUGGCUAUAACGGGGUCUUGGUGGGAUUGCUCAUGGCCGUCUUCUCUGCUGAGGGAAACUACCACUGGUGGUUUCUACUGCCAGUAGCACUGGUGUCCAUGACGUGCCCUGUUUUCACCAGUGCUUUAGGCUCAGUCCUCUGUAAGUGGGAUCUGCCUGUUUUCACCUUGCCUUUCAACAUGGCCUUGACCCUCUAUCUGGCUGCAUCAGGACCACAUAACCUCUUCUUCCCUACAACUGUUAUUCAUCCUGCAACAGCAACACCAAACAUCACCUGGACAGAUGCUGAAAUGCCAAUGCUCCUGCAAUCCAUUCCAGUUGGGGUGGGUCAGGUUUAUGGCUGCGAUAACCCCUGGACUGGGGGAAUUUUCCUGAUUGCUUUAUUUAUCUCUUCUCCACUCAUUUGUCUGCAUGCAGCGAUUGGAUCAGCAGUGGGGAUGCUGGCAGCACUGAGCUUAGCAACACCUUUUAGCAAAAUCUACUCCGGCUUGUGGGGCUACAACAGCUCCCUCUCAUGUAUUGCAAUCGGAGGCAUGUUCUACGCUUUCACCUGGCAGACACAUUUUCUGGCAAUUGCCUGUGCACUCUUCAGUGCCUACCUGGGAGCAACAGUGACUAACUUGUUGUCUGUGUUUGGGGUGCCAUCAGGAACCUGGUCUUUUUGCCUGUCUGCACUGACCUUCCUGUUAAUAACCACAAACAACUCUGCCAUCUACAAGCUGCCACUCUCCAAAGUCACCUAUCCAGAAGCCAACCGAGCUUAUUACCUGAAGAUGAAAAAACAUCAGAGGUCUUGCUGUGAGGUAUAAAGACCCAAGAAGAAAGAUACUUCACAGAUUUUA